Messenger RNA from Ruditapes philippinarum (Manila clam), 600 nucleotides. RefSeq lists its product as uncharacterized. Bases 151 to 600 code for a protein of 149 amino acids. Lineage: Eukaryota; Metazoa; Mollusca; Bivalvia; Venerida; Veneridae. The record is from RefSeq and is a predicted model, not a curated record. The transcript has 3 exons.
UCCAGGUGCUGACGUCACAGGUGAUAUAUAAUGAAGAUUGGGGAGGAUAGCGUCAUUCUGCUGCGAGACACACAAGUGUAUGGAGCUCAAUCUUUGUUUAAAUAAUUGGAAUUUUAAAGGAUUAACAAAAAGAAAAAAGGUGGUUUAUUGAUGGCUGAAUCAGACAAAGCCGUGUCCAAUGGGAAAAGAAGUUUAAAGACAAAGUCGCCUCAUCUAUUGCUUCAACCAGGAAGCCUUGCCGUGAGAACAACUCCUAAACAAACAUGGAAACAAAAAUAUAAGGAUUUAGAAGAAGAAUAUAGAAGUGUUAAAGAAAAAUUGAAGGAUUAUGAGGAAGAAAGAAACCGAUGUAAUAAGAUAUCUCGGGAACAUGAAGCCCACCUUGUCAGUAGUACUAGCUGCGAGAAUUUACAAGUUGGUAACCAUAACAAAAUUCAUGUAGUACAGACCUUUGAUGCUGAUAAGCUAGAACAACUUCUUAAAAGAUAUGACAAAAAACUGGAGAAAACCGAAGGACAAAUACAAAUAAUGUCAAGCAGAAUUAAGGUACAUGGUAACAUGUCGGAAUUUUUUUUUAUUAAAUUACUUUCAACCUAUUAA